This is a messenger RNA of Gregarina niphandrodes, 825 nucleotides long. RefSeq lists its product as hypothetical. NCBI's taxonomy places the organism in Eukaryota, Apicomplexa, Conoidasida, Eugregarinorida, Gregarinidae. The transcript has a single exon. The record is from RefSeq and is a predicted model, not a curated record. The coding region runs from base 1 to 825 and encodes 274 amino acids.
AUGAGGUCGUUGGAAGUUUCACAGGAUGGGUCUGAUGGUGAGAGUACGUUGGUGAGUUUGAGUCAUGUGGCAUUGCCGGUUAUGACGAACACCGGGGUGGGAUUUGUGAAGGAUGUUUGCGACGCAGCUCGUUUGCCACAGUCGGUUGCUUGGCAGGCGACGGCGUCAAGUUGGUCACGACAGCGGACGUCUUUGAUGCGCAGUUUGGAGGUGCUAGGUACACUGCCUGAUGGUGUGAUGUGUGCAUCAGUACCCUCUCAGUGGAUGUCUCCGGGGUUGUCUUGGGAUCAGUGUCGAACGGGAUUGCUAGUUACGAGUUAUGAUGAGGACACCAAGAUCGCAAGAACCUUUACCAAGUUGUUGGAAAAAGUCGAUCUCGAAAACCUGCUCUUCUCUACCACAGCGCAAUUCCUGAAGGCGGUACACGAAAUUGUGUUGCGAAACCCCGCAGGAUGCGGCCUCGAUGAUGACCAAAAAAUACGAGUCAAAAACUGGGUCGAAGUAUUCGACCCAAAACAGACCGUCCAGGAACUUGUCGAAUCACUCCCCGAGCCCACUCUUACGGCACUACUCGAUACUUAUUCCACCUUCGCCGGAUAUGGUGGAUCUGUCAUCCCGCAACCAUCUGUGAGACAACAGCGCCCUAACACAGGGAAUGAUCAGAACAGUAAGAGUAAUCGGACCAGUAACAGUGACAAGACCAAACCCCGACCGGCGGUUUUGCGACCACCAAGACUUUCCUCCAAGUUCAUGAUCGAACGGCCUCAUCCCGAAGUUCGAACCCCAACUGAACUCGAACCCCAACUGAACUCGAACCCCAACUGA